Messenger RNA from Phlebotomus papatasi, 1949 nucleotides. RefSeq names its product sodium/potassium/calcium exchanger 4-like. The transcript is spliced from 5 exons. NCBI's taxonomy places the organism in Eukaryota, Metazoa, Arthropoda, Insecta, Diptera, Psychodidae. Gene Ontology annotation, cellular component: membrane. Gene Ontology annotation, biological process: intracellular calcium ion homeostasis; calcium ion transmembrane transport. The record is from RefSeq and is a predicted model, not a curated record. The coding region runs from base 183 to 1799 and encodes 538 amino acids. Gene Ontology annotation, molecular function: calcium channel activity; calcium, potassium:sodium antiporter activity.
GCACUUGAGAGAAAAAUCCCCUCUUGAUAGAUAAAAGGGGCCACAACAAUACUCAAAGAUAUUUUGCAAUUAAAGACAUUUUAGUCGUAAGUUGCGUGUCUCACUGACAAGAUCGAAACUUUAAAUUAGGGAACGUUUUAAAUUUUAAAUCAUUUCAUAGUGAAUAAUUAAUAAGCUAAAAUAUGAGACUUACUCUAAUCUCUCUCUGUACUAUCUCAUCAAUUAUUCCUAUGUGCUGUGGUUCGUCGGAUGGAGCAACAGACGCCGAUAUUUUCACCAAAACCAACUCAAUACCACACCAAAGUCAUCCGAUUCUCAGGUAUUUCUAUGAUCCCCAACUGACCCUUGAGCAGAAGCUGGAGCUUGAGGAUGAGACAUGGCACUGGUAUCCAUGGAAGAGGAUUCAAUGGCGGUUGGGGGAGAAUGGGAGUGCAACGGAAGAGGAUUGCCAACGCCCAUCAUCCAUUGAUGAAUUUCCCACCGAUUUAUUUACGCAGAGCCAGAGACUACAAGGUGGUAUCUUACUCCAUUUCCUGGCAACUGUCUAUUUCUUCACAUUCCUCGCAGUCGUAGUCGAUGACUACUUCCUACCGUCUGUCGAGUGCAUUUGCGUCCAAUUGAAAAUAUCUAAAGAUGUUGCUGCUGCAACUUUCAUGGCAACAGCCACAACAAUGCCGGAAUUCUUUACAAACGUCUUGUCCACUUUCCUUACGAAAUCCGAUAUGGGCUUGGGCACAAUCAUUGGAUCUCUGCUAUUCAAUACUCUAGGUGUGGCAGCAUUAGCUGGGAUUGCAACUAAGAAGCAGGUACAACUUGAUUGGUGGCCACUAGUGAGGGAUUGUACGCUGUAUAUCUUCAAUAUAAGCCUUUUGACCAUAAUUGUGUGGGAUGGAGCGAUUUUUUGGACUGAGUCAUUAGUUCUUUUUAUCCUCUUCUUCGGAUACUUCGUCAUUCUGUUCCAAGACAAACGAAUAUCUGGUGUCGUCAAAUCAUUUGUAGAAGACAGAAUGAAUUGCUGCACCAGCAGAGCGUCCCAUGAUUUAGAACAAUCUACUACGAAUUCUACAAAGAAGAGUUCAAUAGAAAAAUAUUCAGGAAAAUUCGAAGGAUUGGAUGGAAUAAAGAUCUCGCAACUUCCAGCAAAGUCCCCGGAAGAAACUCAAGUCAGGGAGUCGACAUUGUGUAAGGCUCCACGUGGCAGUCAUCUUCAAACCCUCUGGUGGCUAUACACGUGGCCAAUAAACUUUGUAUUGAGCAUCCUUGUACCAAAUCCUCGGAUUCACCGCAAGUUCUACCCUAUUACAUUCCUUCUGUGUAUCUUUCUAAUUGGAGGCAAUUCGUACAUGAUCUAUUUUAUGAUUUCCAUCAUUGGGGAUACAUUCAGCAUCCCGGAAUCUGUGAUGGGGCUCACAUUUGUUGCUGCCGGAGGGUGCCUACCGGAGGCCAUUUCGUGCAUCAUUACAAUUCGCAGUGGAGAAGGCGGAAUGGGGGUGUCGAAUGCUCUGGGAGCCAAUUCCCUGGCAAUUCUUCUCUCACUGGGUCUACCAUGGUUCAUCCGGAACACAAUUGGACGCAAGCAAGAUUUAGGAACGUACAUAAACAUUCACUCAUAUGGAAUCGAAAUCACAAUACUAUCGCUAGUUCUAGCCGUAGGGGUGCUCUUUGUCGUUAUAAGUUUAGGUCAUUAUGAACUCAAGCGUUCUGUCGGUUUUAUCCUCCUCUCCAUCUAUCUCUGUUUCAUUACAUUUGCCAUUCUCGUUGAAAUGGAUAUUUUCUUCCCCUCUGGCAAUAAUUGCUGAAUUAUUCUUCAUAUUGAUUUUACGCGAAUAUCAUUUUGCGACAUAUCAUUAGUUCAUAUACAAGGUAUGUACUCCGAAAAAUCCACUCUCAUUCGCAAUAUUGUAAUUUUUUUAUUAGAAAUAGAAAUAAAGAAAUUUUGUAAGAGGUAA